This is a messenger RNA of Saprolegnia parasitica CBS 223.65, 3664 nucleotides long. RefSeq lists its product as hypothetical. The transcript is spliced from 15 exons. Gene Ontology annotation, cellular component: cohesin complex; chromosome; nucleus. Gene Ontology annotation, biological process: sister chromatid cohesion. The record is from RefSeq and is a predicted model, not a curated record. NCBI's taxonomy places the organism in Eukaryota, Oomycota, Saprolegniomycetes, Saprolegniales, Saprolegniaceae. Gene Ontology annotation, molecular function: DNA binding; ATP binding; ATP hydrolysis activity. Bases 1 to 3603 code for a protein of 1200 amino acids.
AUGGGCCGCAUCCUUCGCCUCGACGUGAGCAACUUCAAGUCGUAUGGAGGGAAGCAAGAGAUCGGUCCCUUCUACCGCUUCACGGCCGUGAUCGGGCCCAACGGCGCCGGCAAGUCCAACCUCAUGGACGCCAUCAGCUUCGUCCUCGGCGUCCACAGCCGGCAGCUGCGCUCGAACCAGCUCAAGGACCUCCUCCAUAAGGACGGGACGAACGACGUGAGCCCCGAUGGAGCGUAUGUCUCGCUCAUCUAUGGACUCGAUGACGCCGAGAAGGAGAAGAUCACGGCGCACCUCGGCGAGCUCCCGUCCGACGAGUUGAACUUCACGCGUCGCAUCUCGGACAAGGGCGUUGGGUCCUACAGUGUCAACGGCAGCGACGUGGCCCAUGACGAGUACGAAAAUAUUCUCAAGGACCUUGGCAUUCUCGUGAAGGCGCGCAACUUUCUCGUCUUUCAAGGCGACGUCGAGUCGAUCGCGUCCAAGAGCCCAGAGCAACUCACUCGCCUCUUUGAGAUGAUUUCGUCGUCGGACGAGCUCAAGGACGAGUACGAAAAGUGCAUGGAAGCCAAGAACGCGGCCGAGGAAAACACGAUCUUUGCGUACCAAAAGAAGAAGGGUCUCGCGGCCGAGCGCAAGAUCGUGCGCGAGCAAAAGGAAGAGGCCGAGCGCUUCAAGCAGAAGCGCAAGGAGCUCACGCGCGUGAAGCAGCACAACUAUUUAUGGCAACUCUUCCACGUCGCGGAAGAAGCGACAGGUCGCAAGCGCGUGAUGGACGACGCCCAAACGCAGCUCGACGAAAUCCUCGGUGACAACAAGACAAUUUUGGAUGCGUUCAAGGACAAGAAGAAGCAGCAUGCGUUGCAGCUCAAGGAGUGCCGGCAGCGCGAUAUGAACGCUAUGAAUGUGCAGCAGCAGCUCGACGCCGCGAUCGCACAAGAAAAGGUCAUGGCCAAGAAGGUCGAAGAGCAAAACGACGAGAUGGACGGAUUGCAUGCCGACCUUGCGGAGCUCAAGAAGGCCGAAGCUGUGCUCGCAGAGACCAAAGACGACGAAGAACUUGUGCUCGAGGGCAACCAACUCGAAGAGUACCAUCGCAUCAAAGAGGCGGCCUUGAUUGAAACCACAAAGUUGCGCAACGACUUGGCGUCGUUGGCGCGACAAGAGACGGCCGACGAAAGCCGACUCGCAACCUUGUCCCAAGAAGAAAAAGAGCACACGGAGGAAAUGAACCGGCUGAAGGAAGAUCGUAAAUCAGCCGAGGACCGACUUGUCGACAUCAAACGCGUGAUCACGAAGAGUAAGGAAGAGAUUGCGCAAGCUGAGAGCGACCUCCAGAACACGGAGCAGCACUCGCUCAAGACCGAGUUGGACAAGCUCCAGCUGCAACUGCGCAAUGUCAAGGACGACUGGCGCCAAAGCCAGGCCGAGCUGAAGAAGUCCCAAACAUUUGAUACGCUCCAGCGUCUCUUUCCCGGCGUCCGCGGUCGCCUCGUGGACUUGUGCAAGCCGAUCCAACGCAAGUACAACAUGGCUGUGACGGUCGCGACCGGCAAGCAUAUGGACUCGCUCGUUGUGAACGACUACAAGACGGGCCAAGAGUGCAUUCAGUACCUUCGUGACAACCGACUCGACAGCAUCUCGUUUAUUCCGCUCGACAAGAUUCGCAUCAAGCCCAUCAACGAGCGCCUUCGCGACCUCGGCGUUAAGCUUGUUGUGGACGUCAUUGACUGCGACCACGACAUCCAACCCGCCGUGCUCUACGCUGUCUCGGACACGAUCGUGUGCGACAACAUUGACGAAGCGCGUGAGAUUUGCUUCCAGCGCAACGAAAAGGUCAAGGCUGUGACGCUCAACGGCAUGGUCGUGAGCAAGAACGGCAGCAUGACGGGUGGUCGCACCCAGAAGGACGCCGCGCGCGCUGGCCGCUGGGACGAAAAGGAAACGCAGCUCCUCAAAGACAAGCGGGAUGCGCUGCAGUCGGAGCUUAUGGCUCUCGAGAAGGAAAGCACCGGUGCCGUGCGCCGUCAAACUCUCGAAACGAAGCUCGGGUCGCUCCGCAACCGUCUGCGUUACGCGACGGCCGACAUUGCGACGACCGAAGCCAAGAUCCCGAAGAUCAAGGCCCGUAUGCAAGACUGCAAGAAGCGUCUCGCUGCCCUUCUUCCUGAGAUCAAAAAGGUCAAAAAGUCGAUUGCAGCGCGCGCGACCGACAUGCGUGCGCUUGAGCACGACAUCCAUUCGGUCGAAGACGACAUGUUCAAGGACUUCAGCGAGUCGUUCGGCAUUGAAAACAUCCGCGAAUACGAAGAGAAGGUCGUAAAACAGCAGCAGGAGCGCAUCGACCGCCGUCGCAAGCUUCACAGUCACAUGGCCAAAAUCCAGGCGCAGCUGCAAUACUUGGAAGGGCACGACAACCGGCGUCGCUGGGACUAUUGCAAAGCGUCGAUCGCAAAAGAGACCAAGACGCUUGAAGACAUUCAGCACGAGAAGAAGUCGCUCGUCGCGCAGACGUCAAAGCUCGAAGCUGACAACAAGGCCAAGACAGACGCGGCGGCGGCGGCCCACGUCGCACUCAAGGCGAUCGAGACCGAGCUGAAGGCUAUGGCCAAGCAACGCGAGUCGCUCGACACGGACGUUGCGGACAUCCACAAGAAAAUCGCGGCCCAAGAGGCGGCGCUGGAUCGCUUGAAGGACAAGAAGCACGAAAUUCUCAAGCGUGCGACGAUGGACCAAGUGAAGCUUCCACUUGUGGGUCAUACCUCCGACGACGACAGCGAUGGCGACGUCGACAUGGUCGAGAGUCAGCAAUCGUCGAUGGGCGAUAGCAGCGUGACGCUGACGGCGCAGGCCGACAAGCGCUAUGUGGACGAAACCAUCGACUUUUCCGGGCUGGACCGCAUCUCAUUUGCAAACGACAAGGAGCGAGAAGACCUCGCGACCAAGUACGAGCAGCAGAUUGCGACGCUCGCGGCCGAGCUCGAGCGCAUGCAGCCCAACAUGAAGGCCCUCGAAAAGUACGACGAGAUCCAAUCUCGCAUCAGCCACGAAGAAGCCGAGCUCGAGCGCAUCAAGGCUGGCGCAGCAGAGGCCGCGACGCGCUUUGAUGAGGUGCGCGAGGCGCGCUACGAGCGAUUUAUGGAGGCGUACAACCACGUCUCGGGGUGCAUCGACAGCGUGUACAAGAACCUGACCAAGAGCUCCAAGCACCCACUGGGCGGUACCGCGUACCUCAACAUUGACAACCCCGAGGAGCCGUACUUGCAUGGCAUGAAGUACAACGCGAUGCCGCCCAUGAAGCGGUUCCGCGAGAUGGAGCAGCUCAGCGGCGGCGAGAAGACGGUGGCUGCGCUCGCACUCCUUUUUGCGAUCCACAGCUACCGGCCGUCGCCCUUCUUUGUACUCGACGAGGUUGACGCGGCGCUGGACAACAUCAACGUCAACAAGGUGUCGACGUACAUCCAAAAGUGCGACUUCCAGUGCAUCGUCAUCUCGCUCAAAGACUCGUUCUACGAAAAGGCUGAUGCGCUCAUUGGCGUCUGCAAGGACAUUGGCUCUCAGCGCUCCAAGUGCCUCACCCUUGACCUCACGGGUUACGAAGCCUAGCUUUAUCUAUUUCCUGCUUCUAAAUCCAUCAUGCUGCGCUUGAGCGUCUUUCGUUACCCGA